Molecule: messenger RNA, 2409 nt
Organism: Blepharisma stoltei
Lineage: Eukaryota; Ciliophora; Heterotrichea; Heterotrichida; Blepharismidae
Source: the annotation of a GenBank genome assembly
AUGGCUAUUGAGAAUCGGUCUCAAGUCUCCAUUGAAGAUUUUAAUCUAUUAACUCCUCCUCUUUAAAUUGUAAAAGACUCCUGUUCAGUUUAAAGGGGUUACAUGACUCCUCUAUAAAAAAUAUUUUUAAAGCUUUAAAAAAUAUAGUCCCUUGUGACUUUUUAGGAAUAAGUAUGAUUCCAAGCUUCGUUUUUUCUGGGAUAUAAAGCUGGCUCAUCAGUAUGGGAAGUAUGCUUGAGCCUAAAAAAAGAGGAGAAGAGACUAUAUUAAUAUAACGCAAUAUAUUGAAUUUUAAUUUAUUUUCAUAAAUGAUUAAUUAAAAUAUUUAAUUAUCCAGUAUAAGACUGGCUAAAUGGCAUAUUAUUUGCGCUUCUUCCAUUAAAUUAGCUCAGAACUUGUUAUAUCAAAUUAAAAUUUAAAGUAAAAAUUAUUCCAAUUAAAGGGGGGUUAAAAAGAGAAAUAGAAAUUACUGCCAAUAUUUUGCUCCAAUCUUCGGGGAGUAAGCGUAAUCGGAAAAGGGUCUUACGGUAAAGUUCUACUUGUCCGUAAGCGAGACACUCAAGAAGUCUAUGCAAUGAAAAUCUUGAAAAAGAAACACUUACUACACCGCUUUGGGUGUAAAAUACUAUUCGAAAAAUCUUCAUAUGAGAAAAUUACCCUGUAAGAGCAACAUUAUAUUUAAUAUGAUAUUUUUUAUAUGCAAAUAUUUUAAAUAUCAUUUAUAUUUAUCAUAUUGCAACAUUCAUCUAAUCCUAUUAAAUUUAAGUUAAUUAAGUUUUUUCUUUUAAAUAUUCCUAUUGAAAUUUUUGAAAUCUAGAGCAAGCCAAAAACCUUGGCCUAUUUGUGGCGGAGAAAUUUAGCAGCCAAAAACCAAAUAGAGCACACUAGGACCGAGAGGAAUAUUUUAGAAAGGAUCAGACACCCAUAUAUUGUAAAACUCCGCUAUGCCUUUCAAAAUUCCCAAAAAUUGUAUCUGGUGCUUGACUAUUGUCCUGGAGGAGAACUUUUUUUCCAUUUAAAUCAUGCUAAAAGAUUUGAUGAAGAAAGGGCCAGAUUUUACGCAGGCUGCAUUAUACUAGCCCUCGAACAUUUGCAUAAGAACAAUAUCGUGUAUAGAGAGUAAUUUUCUAUUUAGCUUAAAGCCAGAAAAUGUACUGAUCGACGCAGAUGGCUAUGCAAAAUUAACGGAUUUUGGACUUUCUAGCUCCUUAGAGUCGUGGGCAAAAAAUUGUUUGCUAAGAGAGUAAAAUUGAUAUUUAAAAAUAUCAUAAUAAUAUUCUCUCAAAAAUAUUUAAAAAAACUAUAUUGCAAAUAAGUAAUCUAAAUGAUGCAAACUGUUUAAAAGCUAAUAGAAAUAGCCGGAUAUUUUAUUAUUAUAAUUAUUAAUAUAUAAUUAUUAUUUCUUCUAAAUUCAAAAAAGGUGUUAUGAUUAUAAGCAAUUAUUAUUCCAAAAAAUAAUGAUUUUUUUAAUGGUUUUGCUUGCUAAAAAGGAUGAAGUAAAGAAAAUAUUAUGGAUAACUCAUCAGCCAGGACUUUCUGCGGAACUCCCGAAUACUUACUCCCAUUUUUGAAAGCAAACAAGAUUUACCACUUUUCAGUAAGGCUGGCUGAAAAAUUUAUUUUAAACUAUUAUUUAAAUUUCAUUAAAAUCUAUUAGAAAGUAUUUUAAAUAAAUAAUUAAUUGUAAAAUUUAGAUUUAAGAAUGCAAGCUGUCCGAAUUUUAAUAUAAUUAAUAGGAUCUCAUUAUAAUAUUAAUUAUUUAUAAGAAAAUAUAACAAAAAUUUUCUUGAUUUCUCCUUUAGUAAUUUCCUCAAAAAUAGAGAUUUCAAUAAGCUUUGCUUCUUUUAAAGAGAAGAGUUAGCCCCUGAAAUUUUGCUUAAACAAGGGCACGGCCAAGCAGUGGAUUGGUGAAGCUUAGGAUGUAUUAUUUUUGAAAUGCUGUCAGGUCUCCCUCCUUUCUAUGUAAAUCACCGUCAAGAAAUAUAUAGAAGGAUUUUGUCUGAGGAGAUUAAAUACCUUUCUACUAUGUCUCCUGAUGUAAAAGAUUUAUUGCAAGGCUUAUUGCAAAAAAGUCCAGAACAAAGACUAGGAACUGGGGAGCUAGGAGCUGAAGAAAUAAAAUCUCAUCCAUGGUUUAGAACUUUGGAUUGGUUUCUACUUGAAAACAAAUUAAUUCAGCCACCUUUUGUUCCGAAUGUCAAUGGGCCUGCAGAUAUCAAAUAUUUUAGUAAAGAAUUCACGAAUUCUCCAGCUAGGGAUAGUGUUUGUUUUGACCAAAAUGCCCAGACUGCAGCUUGCAGUCCGACUUAUGAUGGAUUUUCAUUCACAGCAAGUCCUCAGAGUCAGAGCUUGUUGGUUCAUUCAGACGAAAAUACAAAUCCCGAUGAAUGCAUAUUUCAAUUUAGCUAA